Molecule: messenger RNA, 2848 nt
Organism: Xyrauchen texanus (razorback sucker)
Lineage: Eukaryota; Metazoa; Chordata; Actinopteri; Cypriniformes; Catostomidae
Exons: 5
Coding region: 951-1520 (189 amino acids)
Biological process (GO): regulation of heart rate by cardiac conduction; cardiac muscle cell action potential involved in contraction; sodium ion transport
Cellular component (GO): voltage-gated sodium channel complex
Molecular function (GO): sodium channel regulator activity
Source: RefSeq, a predicted model, not a curated record
CCGGAUUGGAUUGCAGGCACAGGGAUUCACUCGGUCUAUGUUUAGCUCCCCUCAACUCCAAAGUCUGAGUUGCGACACACAUUAUCUGAUGGGAUAUUAUUUUAAGAUUUAAACAUUUACCUUUAAAGGAUGAAGAAUUCAAACACAAGCAAGUGUGUUUUUCAAGAUAACUGAUAGGAGCGCAAAUGCAAGAUUUUUGGAUUUACAAUAAGAAGAAAUUCGACUGUCUUGGCCAAGUAAUGCUGUAAUACUAAAAAAGAAAAGAAAGAUAUAGGACACACCAAUUCAAGGACGCUUGAACAUGUUGCUGCGAAUGAUUUUAUUUUUGGCUCUCUGCAUUGUUUUUAUCCAUGGUAAGUUUACAUUCAUGUGAACCUAUGAAGGCAUGCUGAGGUGAUUAAAAUGAUUUAGAGGACAACGAGAACUUUUAUUUAUAAUGGCAAUACGUUGUAUACUUAUGUAGAUUAUUAACCAAUGGAUACAGCAUAUGUUUCUCAUUUAUUUAUUAAAGCUCAUUAAUAACAUAUCAGGUUAACUAGUCUCCUUCUGCAACUAGAGUGUGUAGGUGUUGGUGUCACCACGGAAGAUCCUGUUUAUCUUCAGUUAACUCAACUACAGGCAAAUGAGUUGUACCAGUUUAACAAUUCAAGUUGGAUUGAACUCAAUGCAUGAACUCAAUGCAAUAAGGUCAACAAACUCAAAAAUAUCUAUGAUUAUUAAGUUCAAUAACCUUGCAUUGUUAAGUACAGCUGGUCAUAAUUUCAAUAUCCAUGAAAAUAAUAUAAAAGUCUAUUCUUAACAAUAUUUACAUUUCAUUGAUACAUUGUAUAUUAUAUAAGAAAUAUUCCUUGUCAAAGAAUUGGGGGUGGGUCCAACUGAUCCAGUGAUCCAACUGAGCAUGCUCAAAAGACUUGCCAGAAGGACAAAGUGGAUGUGCUGAAGUGGACUCCAUGACAGAGGCAGUGGCUGGAAAGACUUUUAUGUUGGGAUGCAUCUCUUGCAAGAGGAGGGAAGAGGUGCCUGGUUCUGCUAUCGUGGACUGGCACUUCAAACCAUCUGAAGAUGAGGAUUUUAUUCAUAUUUUCCAGUAUGAAUAUACUUCCCCCAGCUUUCUUCAUGAAAACUAUGAGGGAAGACUAGAGUGGCAUGGGACUAUGGGGACAACGGAUGUGCAAAAUGGAGCCAUCUUCAUUCACAACGUUACAUUUAACGACACUGGGACCUACCGUUGUACCUUCCACCGCACACUGUUUCUUCCUCCAGAUGAGGAACAUGUGACAAUAAGCAAAGAUGUGGAACUCACCGUUGUGAAAGAGGCCAAACGUGAGCUGACAGCUGUAAUCUCUGAGAUUAUGAUGUAUGUGCUGAUCGUCGUCCUGCAGUUGUGGAUGAUUGCAGUGCUGAUUUACUGUUAUAAAAAGAUCUAUGCUGAGAACGAAGCUCGAGAGGCCAGAAAAGCAGCUGCUCAGAACAAACUCAUCGACGCAAGUGAUCCUUGUGAAGGGGAUCAUUUUGAAUAAUUGAUUGGUGGUGGUGUAGUGGGCUAAAGCACAUAACUGGUAAUCAGAAGGUUGCCGGUUCGAGCCCCACAGCCAUUGCCAUUGUGUCCUUGAGCAAGGCACUUAACUCCAGGCUGCUCCAGGGGAAUUGUCACUGUUAUAAGUGCACUGUAAGUCGCUUUGGAUAAAAGCGUCUGCUAAAUGUAAAUUACAAUUUUGGUUAGUGAAUGUGAAAGUAUCAAAGUCAGUUAUACAAUUAUAUGAAGUAACAGCCCUUUUGAUUGUGUGUCACAAUAGCUUUACUAAUGAGGAAGAUGGGGAUAAGGAGGAUGACUAGUCUUGUGGCCAAUAGAAACCUCAACCAUUUCUGUUGAUAUUUCUACAGUAGCAUAGCAUUUCAUUCUGUCAGCUAAUGCUGAGUAAGUCACAAUGGAAUCAUAAUAGAUAUAACACUGUUUUAACAAAACAUGUUAUAAAAAAUUGAUGCUAUAUAUCUAUACAAACCGAUCAGCCACAACAUUAAAACCACCUGCCUAAUAUUGUGUAGGUCCCCCUCGUGCAGCCAAACAGUGCCAACCCCUCAGAAUAUUCUGAGAUUAUAUUCUUCUCACCACAAUUGUACAUUUUUGAGUGGUUUUCUGAGUUACUGUAGACUUUUAGUUUGAACCAGUUUGGCCAUUCUCUGUUGACCUCUCUCAUCAACAAUACAUUUACAUCCACAACUGCCACUCACUGGAUGUUUUUUGUUUUUGUCACCAUUCUGUGCAAAUUCUAGAGACUGUUGUGCAUGAAAAUCCCAGGAGAUCAGCAGUUACAGAAAUACUCAAACCAGCCCAUUUGGCACCAACAAUCAUCCAUGUGAUUAUCUAAACAGCCAGUCAUGUGGCAGCAGUGCAGUGCAUAAAAUCAUGCAGAUACAGGUCAGGAGCUUCAGUUAAUGUUCACAUCAACCAUCAGAAUGUGGAAAAUUGUGAUCUCAGUUAUUUGGACCAUGGCAUGAUUGUUGGUGCCAGAUGGGCUGGUUUGAGUAUUUCUGUAACUGCUGAUCUCCUGGGUUUUUGACAAAAAACUUCCAGUGAGUGGCAGUUCUGUUGAUGAGAGAGAUCAACAGAGAAUGGUCAGACUGGUUUGAACUGACAAAGUCUACAGUAACUUAGACAACCGCUCUGUACUAUUGUGCUGAGAAAAAUAUCAGGUUGGCGCUGGUUUGGUGGCACGAGGGGGACCUACACAAUCGGUGCAUAUAUUGCAUAUUUUUUUAUAAUUUGGAUAUAUGUAUGUGUAAAGUUGAAUCAGGUAUCAUAAAUAUAAAUAAUUUGAGAGUCUUAAAACUAAUUUCAAAGCUUUAA